Messenger RNA from Gekko japonicus, 5371 nucleotides. RefSeq names its product neuron navigator 2 (gene NAV2). The record is from RefSeq and is a predicted model, not a curated record. Gene Ontology annotation, molecular function: ATP hydrolysis activity; ATP binding. Lineage: Eukaryota; Metazoa; Chordata; Lepidosauria; Squamata; Gekkonidae. The transcript is spliced from 28 exons. Gene Ontology annotation, biological process: neurogenesis; nervous system development. The annotation marks the transcript as partial.
GUACAUGACUGAUGGUGGGCUGGGCCUUUACACUCGAAGAUUAAAUAGACUUCCUGAUGGGAUGGCUGUUGUCCGGGAAACUCUGCAACGCAACACCUCACUGGGCCUGGGGGAUGCUGACAGCUGGGAUGACAGCAGUUCUGUCAGCAGUGGAAUCAGUGACACCAUAGAUAACCUCAGCACGGAUGACAUUAACACCAGCUCCUCUAUCAGUUCUUAUGCAAACACACCUGCAUCAUCUCGUAAGAAUCUGGAUUCCCAGACGGAUGCUGAAAAGCAUUCCCAGGUAGAGCGGAAUUCCUUGUGGUCUGGUGACGAAAUCAAGAAAUCAGAUGGGGGCUCAGACAGUGGUGUGAAAAUGGAGCCUGGCUCUAAGUGGAGACGGAAUCCCUCUGAUGUGUCUGAUGAAUCUGAUAAAAGCACUUCUGGGAGGAAGAAUACAGUCAUUUCACAGACAGGCUCCUGGAGACGGGGCAUGUCAGCUCAAGUUGGCAUUACCGCACCAAGGACAAAAACGUCAGCCACCUCAGGAACUUUGAAGACACCUGGAACAGGGAAAACUGACGAUGCCAAGGUAUCAGAAAAGGGUAGAAUUUCUCCUAAAUCUGGACAUGUUAAACGUUCUCCAUCAGAUGCAGGACGUAGCAGUGGUGAUGAAUCAAAAAAACCUCCUGCAAACAACUCUAGAACAGCUGCUGCCAAUACAAAUACGUUUGGAUUUAAAAAACAGAGUGGGUCAGCUUUAGGAAUGUCCAUGAUCACAGCCAGUGGUGCAACUAUCACAAGUAGAUCUGCUACUCUUGGCAAAAUCCCCAAGUCAUCUGGACUUAUGGGUAGAUCAACUGGUCGGAAGACUAGUGUUGAUGGCUCACAGAAUCAGGAUGAUGGUUACUUAGCCCUUAAUACCCGAACCAAUCUUCAGUACCGAAGCUUACCUAGGCCAAGCAAAUCCAGCAGCAGAAGUGGAGCUGGUAAUAGAUCUAGCACCAGCAGCAUAGAUUCUAACAUAAGCAGCAAGUCAGCAGGCUUGCCUGUUCCCAAAAUGCGAGAGCCAGCAAAAGUUGCCCUCGGAAGUUCUCUGCCAGGCUUAGUCAACCAAACAGAUAAAGAAAAAGGAAUCUCAUCGGACAAUGAAAGUGUGGUCUCUUGUAACUCCGUUAAAGUCACCCCCGCAUCUCAGGCAGCUUCCAGUGCAUCCCAGAGUGCUCACCAGCAAGGAGUCAAGUACCCAGAUGUGGCCUCCCCCACUCUACGCAGACUUUUCGGUGGAAAGCCAAGUAAACAAGCUCCCAUCACAACGGCAGAAAGCAUGAAAAAUUCCGUGGUCAUCUCCAACCCACACGCAACCAUGAAUCAGCAGGGGAACCCAGAUUCUCCUUCGGGCAGUGGCAUUCUGAGCAGUGGCAGUAGUAGUCCCCUUUACAGUAAAAAUAUAGACAUGAACCCGUCUCCACUAGCAUCUAGUCCCAGUUCAGCUCAUUCGGCUCCUUCCAACAGCUUAACCUGGGGUACUAAUGCCAGUAGCUCUUCUGCCAUUAGCAAAGAUGGCAUUGGAUACCAGUCUGUCAGCAGCCUGCAUACCAGUUGUGAAUCCAUUGAUAUAUCUCUCAGCAGUGGAGGUGGGCUGAGCCAUAACUCUUCCAGUGGCCUGAUGGCAGCUUCUAAGGACGACUCAUUGACUCCCUUUGUUAGAACCAACAGUGUUAAGACGACAUUGUCAGAAAGCCCUCUCUCUUCCCCUGCUGCUAGUCCCAAAUUCUGCCGAAAUACCUUACCCAGGAGGCAGGACAGCGACCCUCACCUUGAUAGGAACACUUUGCCUAAGAAAGGACUCAGGUACACUCCGUCAUCACAACUUCGUAAUCAAGAAGAGGCAAAAGAAUGGCUGCGUUCACACUCUGCAGGAGGUCUUCAGGAUACUGUUGUCAAUUCUCCAUUUUCUUCUGGUUCCAGCAUAACAUCACCUUCUGGCACUAGAUUUAACUUCUCCCAACUUGCAAGUCCCACCACAGCAGCCCAGAUGAGCUUGUCAAAUCCAACCAUGCUACGGACACACAGUCUUUCUAAUGCGGAUGGCCCUUAUGAUCCUUACAGUGACACCCGGUUCCGGAACAGCUCGGUGUCACUGGAUGAAAAGAGCAGAGCAAUGAGCCGUUCUGGGUCAUUCCGGGACGGCUUUGAAGAGGUGCAUGGCUCCUCUCUCUCUCUGGUUUCCAGCACAUCCUCUAUUUAUUCAACGCCCGAAGAAAAGUGUCAGUCAGAGAUUCGCAAGCUAAGGAGGGAGUUGGAUGCAUCUCAGGAGAAAGUCUCAGCUCUGACGACACAGUUGACUGCCAAUGCUCACCUUGUGGCGGCGUUUGAGCAGAGCUUGGGGAACAUGACCAUUCGACUGCAAAGCCUAACUAUGACAGCCGAACAGAAGGAUUCAGAACUGAACGAGUUAAGAAAAACCAUCGAGCUACUGAAGAAACAAAAUGCUGCUGCUCAGGCUGCCAUUAAUGGAGUAAUUAACACACCUGAGCUCACCUGCAAAGGAAGUGGGACCGCUCAAACCACCGAUUUGCGAAUCAGAAGACAGCAUUCUUCAGACAGUGUGUCUAGCAUUAAUAGCGCUACCAGCCAUUCCAGCGUGGGAAGCAACAUAGAAUGUGACUCCAAGAAAAAGAAAAGAAAAAACUGGGUCAAUGAGUUGCGUAGCUCCUUCAAGCAAGCUUUUGGUAAAAAGAAGUCUCCCAAGUCAGCAUCUUCUCAUUCAGAUAUUGAGGAGAUGACAGAUUGUUCCCUGCCUUCGUCACCAAAACUGCCUCACAACGGCACAGUUGUCUCCACACCAUUACUGAGAACCUCUCAUUCCAAUUCCCUGAUUUCAGAAUGUACUGAUAGUGAAGCAGAAACAGUCAUGCAGUUGCGAAAUGAGCUAAGAGACAAAGAGAUGAAGCUGACUGAUAUCCGUCUGGAGGCCCUAAGCUCCGCCCACCAACUCGACCAACUUCGGGAGGCCAUGAAUAGGAUGCAGAGCGAGAUUGAGAAACUGAAAGCAGAAAAUGACCGCCUGAAAUCUGAAAACCAAGGCAGCUGCAGCAGGGCCCAGUCUCAGGUUUCUAUUUCAUCCUCUCCACGGCAGUCUAUGGGCCUUUCACAGCACAGCCUAAACCUCACAGAGUCAGCUAGUCUUGACAUGCUGCUAGAUGACCCCGGUGAUGGUUCUUCUCGGAAAGAAGGGGGCAGGCGUGUUAAAAUAGUCAUCAGCUUUCAGGAUGAAGUGAAAUGGAAAGAGGAUUCUAGGCCUCGUCUCUUCCUCAUUGGCUGUAUUGGAGUCAGUGGAAAGACCAAAUGGGAUGUGCUAGAUGGUGUUGUUCGAAGGCUGUUCAAAGAAUACAUAAUUCAUGUAGAUCCUGUGAGUCAACUAGGGUUAAAUUCAGACAGCGUCGUGGGCUACAGCAUCGGCGAAAUCGUACGCACGAAUAGCGCAGAGACACCUGAACUGCUGCCGUGUGGGUACUUGGUUGGCGAAAACAAUACCAUCUCAGUCACUAUCAAAGGCAUUGCAGAGAACAGUUUGGACAGUCUGGUAUUUGAGUCUCUCAUUCCAAGGCCUAUACUGCAGCGCUAUGUGUCGCUCUUGAUGGAACAUAGGAGAAUCAUCUUAUCUGGUCCAAGUGGCACAGGAAAAACAUAUUUGGCCAAUCGACUAUCAGAAUAUAUGGUGCUUAGAGAGGGCAGAGAGCUGGCCGAUGGUGCUAUUGCAACGUUUAAUGUGGAUCAUAAGUCCAGUAAGGAACUUCGCCAGUAUCUUUCCAACCUUGCUGAUCAAUGCAACAGUGAGACUAAUGCUGUGGAGAUGCCACUUGUUAUCAUACUGGACAACUUGCAUCAUGUCAGCUCCUUGGGAGAGAUCUUCAAUGGGCUCUUGAACUGCAAGUACCAUAAAUGUCCUUACAUCAUAGGAACAAUGAACCAGGCAACUUCCUCAACGCCUAACCUUCAGCUGCACCACAACUUCAGAUGGGUGCUGUGUGCCAACCACACUGAGCCAGUAAAAGGUUUUCUUGGCCGUUUCUUGAGAAGAAAACUUGUUGAAACAGAAAUCGGUGGCAGAAUGAGAAAUGCAGAACUGGUUAAAAUCAUAGAAUGGAUUCCUAAAGUCUGGCAACAUCUCAACAAGUUCUUAGAGGCUCACAGUUCUUCAGAUGUUACAAUUGGUCCACGACUCUUCCUCUCUUGCCCAAUAGAUGUAGAUGGUUCCAGAGUUUGGUUUACAGACCUGUGGAACUAUUCCAUUGUUCCCUAUCUUCUUGAGGCUGUCAGAGAAGGACUACAGUUGUAUGGAAGAAGAGCACCUUGGGAGGACCCUGCAAAAUGGGUAAUGGACACUUAUCCAUGGGCAGCUACCCCACAACACCAUGAAUGGCCUCCUUUGCUGCAACUGCGGCCAGAAGACGUUGGAUUUGAUGGGUACUCCAUGCCACGGGAAGGUUCAACCAGCAAGCAAGUUCCACCCAGUGAUGCUGAAGGAGAUCCUCUGAUGAACAUGCUGAUGCGAUUGCAAGAGGCAGCCAACUACUCGAGCCCCCAGAGCUACGACAGUGACUCCAACAGCAAUAGCCAUCACGAUGACAUCCUUGACUCAUCCCUGGAAUCAACAUUGUGAUACAAGCCCAGCAGAAAUGAUUGCUUCCAGCCUUGCUUAGAAAAUCCAAUUGCCAACUCAUGAGGGAUAAAUGGUCUUUUGUCCAGAUGGACAUCUCAGUAUUAAAGCUGCAAGAACAAUACAAACUUAUUCCACCCACACCCCACAUACCCCAGUCAGAUUCAUGUAUGGGUGCAGGCAACCCAGUUGAUGUUUUUGUAUUGUGCUUUUGUUGUUAUUAUUAUUAUUAUUAUUUUCCUUUCUUGAUAAUAAGAACUGCACUACUUUAUUUUUGUUCUUUUGAUGUUGCUGUGAGCUCACAUGCCUAAGACACUGAAUACAUGUAUUUUUUCGUACAAACAAUAUUAGUCCUAGUAAUUUGGGGGUGAGGGGAAAAGAAAGGAAAACGCUUGCCUUCAGAGCAAAAAACAAAAUAGCAUUUGUGCCAUGUACUGUUGAGAAAGGAAGGAAAGGGGGUGGAUCUUGCCUAUGCUGCUUCUGACCAAACUCAUUCAGCCAUGGCUGAAUUUUUUGUAAGCCAUCUUUGCAGGCCAACCUUAGCUACAGAUAGUACUGGUGCUAUAACAGAACUGCUUGCCUUGGUAAUAAAGUUACAUAGAAGGCAAAGAACUGCAAUGCAGGGAAAUUAGAAAUAUUCAGAUAUGUUCUUCUUGCAACCUUUGGAUCCUGUCUAUACUUCAGAGAUUUAUUUUAUUUGUUAGACACCCAGCCCCUUUUCAA